This is a messenger RNA of Oncorhynchus mykiss (rainbow trout), 2823 nucleotides long. RefSeq names its product GDNF family receptor alpha-2-like. Gene Ontology annotation, molecular function: signaling receptor activity. Gene Ontology annotation, cellular component: signaling receptor complex; external side of plasma membrane. Gene Ontology annotation, biological process: nervous system development. Lineage: Eukaryota; Metazoa; Chordata; Actinopteri; Salmoniformes; Salmonidae. The record is from RefSeq and is a predicted model, not a curated record.
UAGAACUCUCCGCUAUAUCUAUUACUGGGUAACUGUCUCCCCAGGUUGGAGGGUGUACCACCAUCACAUACACACUCCCGGUCUCGGAAGUUUAAUUGAUUUAAGGACAUCUGUAUUAAACAGCCAUCAGCUGCCUCCACGAGUCCGGAAGAACCACCUAGUUAGAAAUAGCAUACUACUUGCUGUCUGACGUCCUCUCUGCCCCUGUCGCUCCAUCUCUCUUUUUCUUUCUCUUUCUAGCUCACACACGCGCGCGCACCUUCCUCUAUCACACACUAACACUGGGAAGUUUGAUUGCGUUGGCUCGUGGUCAAGAAGACAGCGUUUUUAACGGAAUCAGCCAGUCGAUGUCAGAGAGACCAUCCCUCUCCUGGCCCGGAACAGGGCACCCUCGAACCGUUUAACGGAUACCGGGACAGCCAACGAGCAGGUUCUUGGCUCCGCAGCGGGUCCUGUUUCGCAUGGACAGCUGUUAUUAGCGGGGAACUUUCUUUCCAACUCUUGCUCCUUUCAGAGAGGAUGUUAACGUUAUCAGUACAUUUCACAUGAAAACACCCCGUCAGAGUGUGUGUGUGAGUGCGUCUGUGCGUGCCUGUGUAACCUACUAUAUGUGUGUGUGGUUUCAAAUGAAGACCUGAGUUCGUGUGUGUGUUUCUGGGUUCGUGUGGCGCGGCUCUGGUUUUUGGAUUAUUAACCGGCGAGGAGCAGUGUUGGAGAUGUGUCUCUGUUUUACCGAUUUACCUAUUUAUUUAGCCGUUAACGGCUGAACCGGACAGCUCGCAUUCGACUCGUGACUUCAGGAUUACUGCUCUGGAACCUGCCAUGAUUCUGCUGAACCUUCUCAGCGUGCUGGUUCUGCUGGGGUGUGUGUGUGUGGUGUGUGUGUGGGGGCAUGGAUGGAGGGAGCCGCUGGACUGUGUGCGGGCGUUAGAGCUGUGUAACGGGGACAGCCAGUGCAGCUCCAGCUACAGGAUCAUGCGCCAGUGCCUGUCAGGCGGGGCGCGGGAUCGCCAGACCAUGCUGGCUGGCAGAGAGUGCCAGGGGGCCAUAGAGAUCCUACAGGACUCGUCGCUCUACGAUUGUCGCUGUAAGAGAGCCAUGAAGAAGGAAUUACAGUGUCUGCAGAACUACUGGAGUAUACACCAGGGCCUGACAGAGAGCGGAGAGGACUUCUAUGAGAUGUCACCCUAUGAGCUCCACGAAUUCUCAGAAGAGUUUAGACACGCCUCCAUCAUCUCAGACUCUUCUCUGUCCAAGGCCAGCCCAUGUUCGGAGCCAGGGAAACCCUGUAACCCAUGUCUCGAUGCAGCCAAGGCUUGCAACCUCAAUGAAACCUGCAAGAGACAACGCUCCAAUUACAUCGCUAUCUGCAACAAGCUCUCUCAGCCCUCACUGGCCAACCAGGAGCCUUGCAGCCGCAAACGAUGUCACAAGGCGCUGCGUCAGUUCUUUGAGCGUGUGCAGUGGGAGCUGAGUUACCCCCUGUUGUUCUGCUCGUGUUCGGACCAGGCCUGUGCUGAGAGACGUAGACAGACCAUUGUACCUGCCUGCUCCCACCAGGAGAAACACAGACCCUCCUGUCUAGAGCUACGACGCGCCUGCCGCUCCGAUGCACUCUGCAGAUCAAGACUGGCUGAUUUCCAUACGAACUGUCAGAUGACUGGUCACUCCAUCACCAGCUGUCCCCAUGAUAACUACCAUGGCUGCCUCAUGGCCUACGUAGGCCUUAUUGGGUCUGAUGUGACUCCUAACUACAUGGACAGCAGUCCCAGUAACAGCACCAUCUCUCCCUGGUGCUCCUGCAGAGGGACUGGCAACCAGGAAAAUGAGUGUGACGCCUUCCUCAGAGACUUCACACACAACACCUGCCUCAAGAAUGCCAUCCAGGCAUUUGGCUAUGGUCCAGAGGGGAGUGUACUUCCUGUUAUAGAGUCUUUGGCCACGCCCUUUCCUCCCAUACAGCCACCACUCAACUCUAAGCCCGCCCCCUCGCUCCAUGCCAAUGAAAUCAAGCCUCAGGACAGCACCUGUGUCUUCUCAACCUGCGCCAACCUUAAGGAUGGAGAACAAAAGUGCAUUCCCUCCAAUGACUUUGAGUGUGAAGAGGCGUUAUUGGCACAGGGUUCUAAGGGAGAAGAGGGUAGAGCCCAGCACUCUGCAGCAGCCCCUGGAACCCUGAUUGUGAGAGAGUGUGUGAGUGUGUGCAUGUCCAUGUUGGGGCUUCUGCUCCAGGCUCUGUAGUACACACGUACACUCCUGACUGCUGACCUCGAAACCCUGUCCUCGGGGUCAGACAGGAAGCCCAAAAGCCACCCGCAGGAAGUUCUGUGACAUCACAUCCUCCACUACCAUGUCAAAACAACAACAUCGACAGAAAAACUGAGCGGAGAUGAAAGCAGAGUCGAAGAAAUGAGGAAAGGUAUUGGAGAGGAGAAGUGAUGAGAUGAGAUGAGGAGGAGACGAGAGAGAGGACAGAGAAGAAACUGGCACUCAUUCUACAGAGAGACAAAGAGAGAGAGAGAGAGAAGGAGACAGACACUGGAUGGAUGAUUCUACACAUGCCCUGUCCUAUCCUCCCACCCUGAACACUGAGGACUCUCAGGUCUGCAUUACGACCCUUUGUCAUGGUGUUUCUGAGUGUAUAGACACUUUGGCUGAGACGGUAGUUCUGAUGUCUAACUGAUAGAGUGCAGAAUGAGUUGGCGAAGUGUGCUGCCAAAAGACGCACUUCCUAAAAAUCUGAUGGGACACUGCACCUCCAGAAAUUCAUCCUCAUAUGCAUUUUAAAAUAAACUGUAAACAGGGUGCGAAUUACGGGGGAGA